This is a messenger RNA of Meloidogyne enterolobii, 459 nucleotides long. The record is from the annotation of a GenBank genome assembly. NCBI's taxonomy places the organism in Eukaryota, Metazoa, Nematoda, Chromadorea, Rhabditida, Meloidogynidae.
AUGAUUUCAGUUUUGGUUGAGUACCUCGACCAUUUCAUUAAUUCGAGUCAAGAAAAAAUCAAGGAACACUUCGGAUCCGGAUCAGGAAAAAUCAAGGUUCCCCACCCUUCCUCACAUUUUUCUUUACACAUCAAGGCCUCUCUAAAACUUUUUGUUUUAAUCUCGGAAUAUACCUAUAUAGAUUUUUUUGGAAGUUUUAAAGUAACAAAAGGGUAUCUACAAAAACCACAAAACCCAACAAAACAACAAUACAAAAAAGGAAAUGGCAAAACAAAAUUUGUGUGUUGCCCCCCCUCCUCUCCCUCACUUUUUUCUUUUUUCCGUUACUUUUAUUUUUGUUGUUUUCCUCUGUUUUCCCUCCGAAAUUGUUUAGCUCCCCAAGUAAAAGAGAGAGGAAAUGACCACAAAAAGAAAGAAAGGGAAAAAACACACCAUUUGUUGAAAGGGCAAAGCAAUUGA